This is a messenger RNA of Penicillium coprophilum, 1641 nucleotides long. RefSeq lists its product as uncharacterized. Gene Ontology annotation, biological process: amino acid transmembrane transport. Gene Ontology annotation, molecular function: L-amino acid transmembrane transporter activity. Lineage: Eukaryota; Fungi; Ascomycota; Eurotiomycetes; Eurotiales; Aspergillaceae. The record is from RefSeq and is a predicted model, not a curated record. The transcript is spliced from 9 exons. Gene Ontology annotation, cellular component: membrane. The coding region runs from base 1 to 1641 and encodes 546 amino acids.
AUGGGUCUUCCGUCUCCCGUGCGGGAAUAUACCGAUCCGCUCCCCCAAUAUGACAGCAGCGACAAUGAUAGUCUGAAAUAUACCACCGAGGUGGGUGGAAACACCUCCAAGGCCACAUACCAGGAAGCAUCGGGAGCGCCCGUUGAGGUCAAUUCCCCGCUGGGGUAUUCGGUUGGUUGGAUAACGGUGGUUUUCUUGAAUCUGAGUAAGAUGAUUGGAACGGGUGUUUUUUCAACGCCAUCAACCGUCCUUAAAGGCGCUGGCUCCGUUGGUCUAGCGCUGAUAUAUUGGGUAAUUGGGUACUUGAUGGCAUCGAGCUCUCUAUCGGUCUACAUGGAAUUUGCGUCAUGCUUCCCAAGUCGGUCUGGCUCGGAGGUCGUCUACUUGGAACAGUCAUAUCCCCGACCAAAGUUCUUCUUCCCUACCAUGUUUGCGAUGCAGAUGGUGCUGUUCUCAUUUAGCAGCAGCAACGCCGUUGUGUUGGCACAGUAUCUCUUCAAACUCGCAGACUCUGAUUUCACGCCGUGGAAGUUGAAGGGAGUUGCCAUCGCCUGCUAUACUGUGGCAGUACUGGUUCUUGCGUUUCAUACGAGGUGGUCUCUGAGACUCGCUAAUGCCAUCGGGCUUGUCAAGCUGGUGACAUUAAUAUUCAUCGGAAUAACUGGUUUGGUAGUUCUCGGGGGUCACACAUCAGUAAAAGACCCCAAGGCAAAUUUUAGGAAUGCCUUUGAGGGUACUGGUGCCGCGACAGCCUAUGGAGCAACCAAUGCAUUGACCAAGGUGUGGUUCUCUUUUGCGGGUUACGAGAAUGCCUUCAACGUCGUCAAUGAAGUCCGGAAUCCCACUAAAACCUUGAAAUGGAGUGCUCCUCUCUCACUGGGACUGACUGCAGUUCUAUACAUGCUGGCAAACAUUGCGUAUUUCAGCGCUGCGACUAAAGAGGAAAUCCUAGAGUCGAAGGUCGUUGCUGCUGGCGUCUUUUUCGAGAAGGUGUUUGGAAAUGGGCGUGCUACUUCGGCAUUGAAUUUCCUCAUUUGUGUAAGCGCUUUUGGAAAUCUCCUUGCUGUGCUUAUAGGACAGUCUCGUAUGUUGAGAGAAUGUGGAAGACAAGGUGUGUUGCCUUUUACUUCAUUUUGGACUUCGACAUGGCCAUUCGGAACACCGCUGGGUCCAUACUUUGUGAAAUGGGCAUUCACUGUGGUGAUGAUUCUGGCGCCACCUGCCGGUGAUGCAUUCAACUUUGUUGUUGACCUCGGAGUCUACGCGACAAGCUUCUUUGGGUCGCUACUCACGAUUGGUCUGGUGGUCACUCGGAUUCGUCGUGUCCGCCUGAAUCUCCCAGAGCCGGAAUACAAGGCCUGGCACGUUACGGUGGCGUUUGCGAUUCUCUCGAACUUGUAUAUGGUCGUGAUGCCUUGGUAUCCUCCCAGUACCGGUGCCCAUGGGGGCGAUGUGAGCUUUUGGUAUGCAAUAUAUUGCGCGGUUGCUCUUGGAAUUAUCGGGCUAUGUGCAGUGUAUUAUUACGUCUGGAUCAAGCUCCUACCUAAAAUCCAAGGAUUCAAGUGGGAGCAAACGGUUCUCACAUUGGAUAAUGGUGCUGUGGCACAUCAGCUUAUCAGGGUACCUAAACGGAAUGUAUGA